UGAACCUCGUCGCUUUCCGUACCUGGAAUGGGCGUGCAUUGAACAUCCCGCACAGUUUGUCAGGAUUUAUAUCUGUAAUUUUUGUAACCACAGUUACUUUUAUUUCGUGUACACGCCGUUUGUAUAUCACCACAAUCUAGGCCGACUUCUUGCUAUUUGUAUAUGUUAAAUAACUGUCGUCGUUUCGUCAUUCUUUGCUUUAUGCUAAGUAAAAAAUGCUAAUCACAGUUAGCUAAGUGGUCUGUUUGAGUGUUACUAAUAGCAGAACAAAAGCUAGCAUUCGUGUCUGCUACAAAAAAAAAGUGUUUAUCAGGUUAAAUGUUAGAGAAAAUGGCCUUAACAGAAACUGACAAUGGGAGUUCCGGCGGUGAUGGAGGAGAGUCGGACAUCAUUGUUAAAACUUGUGUCUUGGGGGGCUUCAGUGAGAGCGAUGAGACCAGGGCUCUGAUCUCCAGCCUGCCGGAGGUCCAGGGGGACAUGGUGUCAACAGAGUCCGUUACACAGAGAUUUUUGGUGAUAAUGAACAGAUACCAAGAGCAGCCUCAUCUCUUAGACCCACAUCUUGACUGGAUGUUCAACAUGAUACUGGAAACGAUAAGGAAUGAAAAGUCUCCCCCAUCAUUGGUUCAUUUGAGCUUCAAAUUUCUCUACAUAAUCUGUAAGGUGAGAGGAUAUAAAAUCUUCAUGCAGCUUUUUCCUCAUGAAGUGGCUGAUGUCCAGCCUGUUCUGGACCUGCUGUCCAGGCAGGACCCUAAAGACACUGAGACUUGGGAAACCCGCUACAUGCUGUUGUUGUGGCUGUCUAUGACUUGCCUCAUCCCUUUUGACCUUUCUCGACUGGACGGUCAUCUGGAAUCUGAUGGUGGCAAAUCCAGAGAGCCCAUCAUGGAUCGCAUUUUAGCCAUUGCCAAAUCUUAUCUGGUUGUGAGUGAUUGUUCCAGAGAUGCUGCAUCUGUACUUGUAUCAAAGUUCAUGACACGCCCUGAUGUGAAACAGAAGCGCCUUGGAGACUUUCUGGACUGGAGCCUCAUGACAAUAACCCAGACCAAUGACCAGUCUAUGACAGACAUAAUGGUGCUAGAUGGUGCCCUGCAGUCUCUGGCAAAACUUUAUAAACAUGGAAAAAGAGAAGACCUCCUUCAGUACGCUCCUACAGUUCUGCAGUGCCUUGAGAAGAAGCAUUUAUCAGACAGCAGCCAGGCCAUGCUGAGGAAGCUGGGUGUCAAGCUAAUUCAGAGGCUUGGCCUUACAUUUCUAAAGCCUCGUUUGGCUGCAUGGAGGUAUCAGAGGGGAAGCCGCUCCCUUGCAGCUAACCUGUCCAUGUCCCAGACGACUGCAGUCACUGCUGCUGUGAGUCCUGAUGUAGAGACGCGAGAACAGGAGGAGGACUACGACAUUCCUGAGGAAGUGGAAACUGUUAUAGAGCAUCUGCUGGUGGGACUGAAAGACAAGGAGACUAUUGUGCGUUGGUCUGCAGCAAAGGGCAUAGGGAGGGUGACUGGAAGGCUUCCCAAGGAGCUGGCAGAUGAGGUGGUUGGAUCAGUGCUGGACUGCUUCAGCUUCCAGGAAACAGACAAUGCUUGGCAUGGAGGCUGCCUGGCUCUUGCAGAACUCGGUAGGAGAGGCCUCCUGCUGCCUUCCAGGCUCACAGAUGUUGUGCCGCUCAUCAUCAAAUCCCUGACUUAUGAGGAAAAAAGGGGAGCAUGCAGCGUCGGGUCCAACGUGCGUGAUGCCGCCUGUUACGUGUGCUGGUCGUUCGCCAGAGCGUACGAACCCAAGGAGCUGCAGCCUUUUGUCUCCCAGAUCGCCAGUGCUUUGCUGAUCACAGCUGUGUUUGAUCGAAAUGUCAAUUGCCGCAGAGCUGCCUCUGCUGCUUUCCAGGAGAAUGUGGGCAGGCAGGGGACAUUUCCUCAUGGUAUUGACAUCUUAACUACAGCUGACUACUACGCUGUUGGGAAUCUCAGCAACUGCUAUCUAAACAUUAGUGUUUAUAUUGCCAGUUUCCCAGAGUACACCAAAGCCAUGAUUGACCAUUUGGUUGAAAUGAAGAUCAACCACUGGGACGGCGUUAUCCGAGAACUCUCCACCAAGGCGCUCCACAACCUGACGCCUCAAGCACCUGAUUACAUGGCAACAACAGUACUGCCACGACUCUUGCCCAUGGCGGUGGGUAUGGACCUCCUCGGUCGCCACGGAGCCAUCUUGGCGUGUGCAGAGAUCACACACGCUCUGUACAAACUGGGCCUUCAGACCAACAAGACUGUAGUGGAUAUCAUUUCUUCAGAGUGUGUGGAUGGAUUAAAAAACAUUCACCAGAUGCUACACGACAGAAAACAGUACAGAGGUUUUGGUGGAGAGCUAAUGAGGCCAGCAGUGUGUGGUCUUAUUGAAAAGCUGUCUCUGUCCAAACUACCUUUUAAAAACGACCCUGUAAUCACUGGUUGGCAGUGGCUCAUUGAUGACACCAUUAAGACCCUUCACCUGGUCUCCAGUGGAGCAAAAGAUGGAAUUAUGACCGCCGUUGUUUCAGCCUUGUCUGCGUUGUGUGAGGAGUACUACCAGAUCCAACCGGGCCAGGCCGACCCACAAAUGCAGGAUGUCCUCGUGUCCCAGUACACUGAAGGGCUGAACAGUCCACAGAUGCUCACACGCUGUGGAUCUGCCCUCGCUCUCGGAUCUUUGCCAAGAUUUGUGAUCCAUAGCAAAAUGAAGCAGAUCCUGGAAGGCCUCCAGCAGAUGUGCACUGUUAGCCAGAAGGAAGGAAGUUUUCCUGAAGCGAGGAGAGAUGCAGUCAGAGCAAUUGCUCAAGUGUGUGUGACCGCUGGCGUUGACACCCACGGAUCCCCAGACUCUGUUCUUUGCUCCGAAAAUGUAUCCGAAGUUUACGGCACGUUGCUCGACAGCAUGAAUGACUACACAACCGACAGCCGAGGGGACGUGGGCGCCUGGGUGAGAGAGGCGGCGAUGACAAGUCUGAUGGACGUGACUCUGCUGGUGGCCGCCAGCAACCCGGAAAUCCUCUCACCAAACCUGGUUAAGUGUAUGAUGUGCUGCCUGGUCCAGCAGGCGGCAGAGAAGAUCGACCGAUACCGAGCACACGCUGGAAACAUCUUCCUUCGCCUCCUGCACAGCACAGAGCCUGCGGUACCUCACAUCCCUCACCGGGAGGAGCUGUUGAGCAUUUUUCCACCUGAGACCACAGCCAGUCUGAACUGGAACGCUCCAUCCCAGGCUUUCCAGUACAUCACCCAGCUGCUGGGACUGACUCAGUAUCAGUACCACACCCUGCUGGGGCUCACUGUGUCUGUGGGAGGGAUCACCGAGUCCACGGUGCAUUUUUCCUCCCAGUCAUUGUUUGAUCAUCUGAAAGGGAUCCAGCACAACAGUGUCGCUCUGACGCAGUUUGGCGAUACGCUGCUGAGCAUUUUCAGAGACAAUCUACGCAAUGACAGGGUUGCUAUUCCUUUCCUUAAGAUGCUAAACCAGAUGCUUGCUAACAGCUGCUUUGAAAUUUUCACCACACAAGAGAAUCAUCAGUUCUGUGUAGAUCUUCUGACUCUUUGCAAAGAGAUCAAGAAGUCCAAAGAUAUCUCCAAGCUCCGUGCAUGUAUAUCUGUGUUUUGUGGCCUAAUCCAAUUCCAGGGUAAUGUGAGAAAGAAGGUUUUGUCCCAGCUGCUGAUGCUACUCUGCCAUUCCUUCCCUGUGAUCAGAAAGACCACGGCGAGUCAGAUGUACGAAAUGGUGCUGACGUACGAUGAUGUUAUCGACCCAGAGGUGUUGGACGACGCCAUGACCAUACUUAGUGACACUAACUGGGAGGAUGACAUCCCCACAGUGCGGACCCACAGAAACCAGCUGGCGGAUUUGCUGCAGGUCCCAAGGCCACAGGUGAUCGCCAAGAGCCCUGUAAACUGAUCAGCAGACGUUAAGUGAACAUCAACCUGGAAAAAUAAGAAUGAACUGCAUCACCGCAUCACGUGGUUUGUCCAUCUGUGAAAAAAAAACAUAA
Messenger RNA from Sphaeramia orbicularis (orbiculate cardinalfish), 4009 nucleotides. RefSeq names its product tubulin folding cofactor D (gene tbcd). Bases 319 to 3915 code for a protein of 1198 amino acids. NCBI's taxonomy places the organism in Eukaryota, Metazoa, Chordata, Actinopteri, Kurtiformes, Apogonidae. The record is from RefSeq and is a predicted model, not a curated record. The transcript is spliced from 39 exons. Gene Ontology annotation, cellular component: lateral plasma membrane. Gene Ontology annotation, molecular function: beta-tubulin binding; GTPase activator activity. Gene Ontology annotation, biological process: adherens junction assembly; bicellular tight junction assembly; tubulin complex assembly.